AAUUUUAAAUUUUUAAUUAGUGCAUAUACGGUAAAAUAAAUUAUUUUCUUUAUUUUAUAAAAUAAUGUAAUCUAAAAUAAAUAAAAAAUCUAGAAAAAAGAAACUUUUUGUAAAUUAAUAAAAUAUCAUAGUUCCAACAUUAUUAAUUUACAGAAUUUUUACUAUAGUAUCUACGAAGUAUUUAAACUAAUAAUUAAAAAUUUAAAAACAUUUAUUUAGUUGAGAUCUCUUAUCACAAAUUUUAUGAUCCUAGGAUAAACUUUCUCCAAAUAGUAUUUAUAAAGUCAUAUAAAUAAGAGGACAUUUCAAGAAAUACCAGGAGAAAUAAAAAAUGGGAAGGAAGAAAAUUGAAUUGAAGACAAUAGAAUGCCCAAAGGAGAAAAGUAUCAAAUACUCAAAACGUAAAAAGGGACUUUUAAAAAAGGCCGAGGAAAUGGCGGUAUUGUGCGAUAGUGAUAUAAUUCUCCUCGUCUUUUCUCCCACCUCCAAGCCAAACCUUUUCUAUCCUCAUUCUAGACCUCUUAGUAGAAUCUUGGAGAAGCUUUCCAUUAUGUCAGAAUAUGAACGGGAAGAGAGGAGAGCCUACACAAAAAAGACGUUGAUGAAGCUGUUGAAGAAUAAAAAUGUAGAAAUUCCCAAUGAAAAUCGUAAUCAUUCUUUGGAAAGAGAUGAAGUCCAGUUUCAAGAAGAUGAUAAGGUAAUUGAACUGGGAGAAACUAGAGAAUUGCUUGAUGAGAAUACAUCAAUUCUGAGGAACUGGCAAGACCCGCAUAGAGUUGAUGAUUUAGCCCGACUCACAAUAAUGGAAGACCAUCUAGUUUCUAUUCUUAGCCUGAUCAGAAAGGUUCAAUUGAAAAUGGGUAGCAAAACUCAGAUGUGAUUUCAAAUUGAAAACAUUAUUGUUUACUUAGCCCAUUAAAGAUCGGAAGAAUAUACUAUAUCUAUAUAUAUAUAUAUAUAUAUAUGUAUAUGUAUUUACUAUUAUGUUAAUUAUGUACUUAUUGUAAAACCAACAUACAAAUCGUGCUAUGUAUUGAUAUGUGUUGUAAGUAAAAAAAACGAAUUGAAGUGAAUUGUUAUUAAUAAUGAAUGAUUUGUGAA
This is a messenger RNA of Brassica napus (rape), 1101 nucleotides long. Its product is annotated as agamous-like MADS-box protein AGL65. The coding region runs from base 332 to 880 and encodes 182 amino acids. Gene Ontology annotation, molecular function: DNA-binding transcription factor activity, RNA polymerase II-specific; RNA polymerase II cis-regulatory region sequence-specific DNA binding; protein dimerization activity. The transcript is spliced from 8 exons. Gene Ontology annotation, biological process: positive regulation of transcription by RNA polymerase II. NCBI's taxonomy places the organism in Eukaryota, Viridiplantae, Streptophyta, Magnoliopsida, Brassicales, Brassicaceae. The record is from RefSeq and is a predicted model, not a curated record.